Messenger RNA from Capsella rubella, 3218 nucleotides. RefSeq lists its product as uncharacterized. Gene Ontology annotation, biological process: regulation of defense response to fungus. Bases 579 to 2741 code for a protein of 720 amino acids. NCBI's taxonomy places the organism in Eukaryota, Viridiplantae, Streptophyta, Magnoliopsida, Brassicales, Brassicaceae. The record is from RefSeq and is a predicted model, not a curated record. The transcript is spliced from 5 exons.
CUGUCACGCGCUUACGUACGCGCUCCUCAAAACAUUACUUUUAGAACAACUUUAUUAAUAUGUAAGGUUUUACCAAAAUUGAAUUUGGUUAUUUUUUUUGCUUCGAUCGUUUCCUUCCUUUAUCAUCAAUCAUCUUCUUCUUCUUCAUUCGAAUCUCAUCAUCAAAUGAUUCUUUUGUCUUUCUUCCCUUAAGAUUCCCUGGAAAGCCAAGGAAAUCGCGAGGAAAAUUUUAAACAUUUUUAUAAACAGCGUUUAAUAAUUCUUUAAAACCAUCCAGCUCAAGUUUGGUAGCAAGUAAGCACAAACAUUUAAUCCCAUUAUUAAGGAUUCAUCUUUAACUUUGAGAAAGACUUUAAAUUCUUAUCUGAACUUUCAAAAACCCCUUUUUUAGAUAGAUUUGGUUGUCUUUGUUUUAACGAGAGAGAGAGAUUGAGAAGCUUUUGAGUUUUAUUGAUUCUCGUGUCAUUGAGAAGAUCAUCUCACCUAACUCGGCGGCGACGACGACGACGACCGACGAUAUUCUUCGAGUUGAGAAAACCCCUAGAAACAGUCUUCUUCGGGGGUAAUCAAAGAAGCUGAUGAGGUCACGAGGUGAUGAUGUCUCUGAAGCAGAUGGUAGAUCAGAUGCUAGUUCUUCUAGAAGCGAAGAAGAUACAGGUCUUCAGGAGAAAACCUCAAAUUCGCUAAACGGGUCUCAAAGAUCUGGGAAAAGUGUGAGAAAUGAGGAGCUUGGAGAGCUUCAUUACGGAUCAGAUUCUUCUUCUAAGAACAAGACCAGCAACCCUAUUGAGUAUACAGAGCAAGAGCGAGCUGAGCUUCUAAGAAGGUUAGAUUCUAUCAAAGAUCAUCUCCUUCGUGGUGGUGGUAAUGCAGUUGAUAGACCUAAAGAACCAGAUCAGAAUCAGCCAUUUCUCAGGCCAAUUCAUCUCCACGGUCCUAAUCCUAAUCCUGGUCCUUCUUAUUACCACCCAUAUCCAGAGCCAAUUCCGUACCCUGGACCGGUUCAUGGAAUGUAUCCUCAAGGUUAUCAAGAUCCUUAUGGGUUCCAAAUCCAUAGAAGACCACCUCCAGUUCCAAAUCCAAACUGGUAUCCUCCUGGUCAGUACCCUAAUCAGAUGACCCGUCCAUAUCCUGUAGGUCAAUAUGUCGAGAUUGGUUCUGAUAUAGUUGAGCCACAUUCUUACUAUCCAGCUACACCAAGUAGGUACAGUGACCUGCCUCCGUAUAGCCCGGUUUCUUCUCACCACCGUGGCGAGAAACUUACAACACAGUACAGUGAUAUGCCUCCGUAUAGCCCUGUUUCUUCUCACCAUCGUGGCGAGAAACUCAUAGCACCUUACAGUCCACGUGUCAAUAACAGUUCAAGUUUUCCUUCUUCGAUGGGUUCUCCAGGUCCUCGAGGUGGUUACACAAGGUGGCCAAGUGAUCUUGAUUCUGAAAUGGGUGGUGCUUUUGCUCGUGGGUAUGUUAAGAAAGCCGUUUCGGAUACUGAUUCUCGUCGUUGCCAUCCUCUUGCUGGUGGUGCUCCUUUUAUAGCUUGUCAUAGUUGCUUCGAGCUGCUUUACUUGCCUAAGAAGAAGCUUUUGGCUCAGGAAAGACGACAUAAGCUUCAAUGUGGCGCUUGUUCUGAAGUUAUUAGUUUCACAAUUGUCAAUAAGAAACUCGUUUUCUCUUUUGGUAAUGAGGAAACGAACCCAGUCCCUCAAGAGGUUGAAGAUAGAAGCACAACAAACACAGUGGUGGUAGAGGAACUUUCAUCUGUUGAUUUCAACAACUCAGGUAGCGAUUUUCCGCGUAAGGAUGAAGAAGAACCAAUACAGGAAUUUAGGAAACAUCAGGAUACUGCGCAAAGCAUCCAAUCUGAAUCUCAACAGUCGGAUGAUGAAGAUAGAUCAAGCAUUUGUAGUGAACAACAACAAAAGGAGGUCAAAUCUGUUCGUCGGCGAGCUAAAGGCUCAAAUGCGUCUAAACCCGCUUCUUCUGAUAAUGCCAGUCUACUUGAACUUUUUGAGUAUUCUAAUGUAAACCGAGCUGCACUCGCUUACGGAAUGGCGCAGUUAGGUUAUGACAAGCCAGAUAAGCAAAAGUCUUUCAUGAAAGAGGACUCACUGAAACCGGAAUCAGUAGCUACAGAGACAGAUGUUUCAUACAACGGAUACUCUAACACUGAGAUCUCUGAAGAUUCAAGGUACUCAAACGGAAGAGAAGACAACAACAGACCAAGAAGCAGAAAGGGUAGCGAGUACGGUUCCACAGAGAUCACAACGAGGUCCUCUACUGAUCGAAAUGAAGAUGAGAUACAGUCAUUGGAGGUUUGGGUUAACGGACAUCUUAUACCGGAAAAUCUGGUUAGCAGUGCUGAGAAAUUAGCUGGACCAAUACAAGCCGGAAAGUAUUGGUAUGAUUACCGAGCUGGGUUCUGGGGCGUGAUGAGUAAACCGUGUCUCGGUAUAAUACCUCCGUUUAUUGAAGAGUUUAGCCAUCCAAUGCCGGAUAACUGCGCUGCAGGGAACACAGACGUGUUUGUAAAUGGAAGAGAACUUCACAAGCGAGAUUUCGAGAUACUAAUGCGCCGUGGUCUUCCUGAAGACAAGAACCGUUCGUACAUUGUAGAUAUAUCAGGAAGAAUCCUUGAUGGAGAUUCAGGGGAAGAACUUAAAAGCCUUGGCAAAUUAGCCCCAACGAUUGAGAAGGUGAAGCAUGGAUUCGGCAUGAGAGUUCCAAGAUCAUUAGCUUCAUGAGAGCUCUCCACAAGUAACAGCAACACAACCAAAUAUGACUCUGCCUCUUGGUUCAAUCUUGAUAUUAUUUAUUUGUUAAAAAAGAAGAAAAAUUGUAAAGUGUGCUUUUUUAUUCGCGGAAAAGGUUAGGUUUUUGAAUCUCUGAUUCAAUGAUUGUUUUUUGGUUUCUCUUAAAAAAAUAUUGGGAAAAUGUCUGUAAUUUUUUUGUUGUUGUUGUUGUUGGUCUUGUACUCUUCUUCUUGUAAGUAGACGACGACGUAGACCCUAUUUUUUUGUGAACUCUCCUCACUUGGUGGAACUGAGUUUCUCGGCGCAAUCAGAACAGGUAAGGAGAGGGUUGUUAAUGUUUAUGAAAAUAUACAAACCGGGUUAUCUCGGUGUAAGGUUUGUAACAUUUCCCUUCUUUUCUUUUCCUUAAACUGGUUUGUGAUUUUCAUAAUGGGUUAGAUUAUAUGCAGAAGUUACGAUUACGAUUUA